Messenger RNA from Lottia gigantea (owl limpet), 1290 nucleotides. RefSeq lists its product as hypothetical. The transcript has 11 exons. The record is from RefSeq and is a predicted model, not a curated record. Gene Ontology annotation, molecular function: 4 iron, 4 sulfur cluster binding; FMN binding; NADH dehydrogenase (ubiquinone) activity. The coding region runs from base 1 to 1290 and encodes 429 amino acids. Lineage: Eukaryota; Metazoa; Mollusca; Gastropoda; Lottiidae. Gene Ontology annotation, biological process: mitochondrial electron transport, NADH to ubiquinone.
AUGAAAGAUGAAGAUAGAAUGUUUUUAAAUCUUUUUGGAAGACAUGAUUGGAGAUUGAAAGGUUCCAUGGCAUUGGGUAACUGGUAUAAAACCAAAGAGAUCUUAUUAAAAGGUCCAGAAUGGAUUUUAAAAGAGAUCUCUGCUUCUGGUUUGAGGGGUCGAGGUGGAGCUGGCUUCCCUACUGGAAUGAAAUGGGGAUUCAUGAACAAACCCUCAGAUGGAAGACCUAAGUAUCUGGUAGUGAAUGCCGAUGAAGGGGAACCUGGUACCUGUAAGGACAGGGAAAUUAUGAGACAUGACCCACAUAUGUUGGUGGAAGGUUGUUUGGUGGCUGGUCGAGCUAUGGGAGCUAGAGCAGCUUAUAUUUACAUCAGAGGAGAGUUUUACAAUGAAGCGUCCAAUCUACAGAUAGCUAUAAAUGAGGCCUAUAAAGCUGGUUUUAUUGGUAACAAUGCUUGUGGAUCUGGGUACGAUUUCGACGUGUAUGUUCAUCGAGGAGCUGGGGCUUACAUCUGUGGAGAAGAGACGGCCCUGAUUGAAUCCCUAGAAGGUAAACAAGGAAAACCCAGACUCAAACCACCAUUCCCUGCUGAUGUUGGUGUAUUUGGUUGCCCAACAACAGUUGCUAAUGUAGAAACAGUAGCUGUAGCACCAGGAAUCUGUCGAAGAGGAGGUGAAUGGUUUGCUUCGUUCGGUAGAGAAAGAAACAGGGGAAACAAGUUGUUCAAUAUCUCAGGACAAGUAAACAAUCCAACCACAGUAGAAGAAGAGAUGUCCAUCCCAUUGAAAGAACUGAUAGAGCGCCAUGCUGGUGGUGUGAUUGGUGGGUGGGACAAUCUCCUGUGUGUCAUACCAGGGGGUUCAUCUACUCCUAUCAUACCUAGAAGCGUCUGUGAUGAUGUUCUCAUGGAUUUCGAUGCUUUGAUCCAAGCUCAGACAGGUCUUGGUACAGCUGCCAUCAUUGUCAUGAAUAAACAAUCAGAUGUCAUCCGAUGUAUAGCCAGAUUGAUUGACUUCUAUAAGCAUGAAUCAUGUGGCCAGUGUACCCCAUGUCGAGAGGGAUGUGGCUGGAUGAAGAAGGUUAUGGACAGAUUCGUGACUGGUGAUGCUGAAGAAAGAGAAAUUGAUAUGUUGUAUGAAUUGACGAAGCAGAUUGAGGGACACACCAUCUGUGCUCUGGGAGAUGGUGCAGCAUGGCCUGUUCAGGGCUUGAUCAGACAUUUUAGACCAGUUAUUGUCGAAAGAAUGAAACAAUUCGAACAGAGCCAAGCCAGAACUGCUAAAAUGUGA